Stylophora pistillata is the source of this 3888-nucleotide messenger RNA. RefSeq names its product vacuolar protein sorting-associated protein 35. Lineage: Eukaryota; Metazoa; Cnidaria; Anthozoa; Scleractinia; Pocilloporidae. The record is from RefSeq and is a predicted model, not a curated record. Gene Ontology annotation, biological process: retrograde transport, endosome to Golgi; intracellular protein transport. Gene Ontology annotation, cellular component: retromer complex; late endosome; retromer, cargo-selective complex.
CUUCCUUGCAUGCUCAGACCAAGUUCGGCAGAAUUUAGUGAAGAUGCCUGUGACUGCAGCAGCUUCACAGGAGGACCAAGAAAAACUCUUGGAUGAGGCCAUUCAAGUUGUGAAGUCUCAGUCAUUUCAGAUGAAACGAUGUAUGGACAAGGGAAAGCUUAUGGAUGGCUUGAAACACGCGUCAAACAUGCUAAGCGAACUGCGAACUUCGAUGCUUUCACCAAAGAGUUAUUACGAGUUAUAUAUGGCAAUAUCUGACGAGGUGCGACAUCUCGAACUUUUCCUUGUUGAUGAGUUCCAGAAGGGCCGCAAAGUAGCAGAUCUUUAUGAACUGGUUCAGUAUGCUGGAAAUAUUGUCCCAAGAUUGUAUUUGUUGAUAACUGUUGGAGCUGUUUACAUCAAGGCGAAUGAAGCAUCUCGCAGAGAUAUUUUGAAAGACUUGGUUGAAAUGUGUAGAGGCGUUCAGCACCCUCUGAGAGGGUUGUUUCUUCGUAAUUACCUGUUACAGUCAACAAGGAACAUGUUGCCAGAUACUGGAGAAGAGGAACCAGUAGCUGACUCUGAGCACCAAGAUGGCACUGUGAAAGAUUCCAUAUCCUUUGUGCUUCUAAACUUUGCUGAGAUGAAUAAACUAUGGGUUCGCAUACAGCACCAAGGGCAUACACGAGAUCGAGAAAAAAGAGAGAGAGAACGGCAAGAACUGCGCAUUCUUGUGGGAACUAACCUUGUUAGACUGAGUCAACUUGAUGGGGUUAAUGUUGACACUUACAGGAAAAAUGUCCUUCCAGGAGUCUUUGAACAGAUAGUGAGUUGCAGAGAUCCAAUUGCUCAGGAAUACCUCAUGGAGUGUGUGAUUCAAGUUUUUCCAGAUGAAUUCCACCUGAGGACAUUAAGCAGCUUCCUUCAUGCCUGUGCAGAUCUUCAUGAAAGAGUGAAUAUCAAGAACAUCAUCAUAUCACUCAUUGACAGACUUGCUUUAUUUGCAAACAGAGAAGAUGGUGGGAUACCAAGUGAUAUAAGGUUGUUUGAUGUGAUGUCUGAACAGGUGUCUUCAGUUGUUCAGGCACGCGGUGAGAUGCCAACAGAAGACAUUGUUUCUCUUCAAGUUUCCCUGAUCAACCUUGCCCUGAAGUGUUACCCUGAUAGAGUGGACUAUGUUGACAAAGUUCUACAGUACACCUCUGAGAUCUUCAGCAAACUUGAUAUCUCUCAUAUGGACAAGAACAAUGCAGUUUCAAAGGAGCUGACAAGACUUCUGAAGAUCCCAGUGGAUUCCUACAGCAACAUUCUAACACUUCUUCAGCUGGAAUACUUUGUUCCUUUGUUUAAAUACUUUGACUUUGGCUCAAGGAAAGAGAUGUCGCUUUAUUUGAUUACCAAUGCUGUAGAGAGUGCAGUCACAAUUCCCACACAAGAACAGGUUGACUCAGUUCUGAACCUUGUCUCUGCAUUGGUUUGUGAUCAAGAAGACCAGCCAUCUGAAUCAGAUGACCCUGAAGAUUUUAUUGAGGAACAGAGUUUAAUGGGAAAAUUUGUAACACUGCUGAAAGGAGACAGUCCUGACCAGCAGUACUUGAUUCUCAACACAGCCAGAAAACAUUUUGGCAGCGGAGGAGAGAAGAGGAUAAAGUUCACACUACCUCCAAUCGUCUUCUCGGCAUUUCAGCUUGCAUACCAGUACAGAGAUGCUCAAGAAGAGGACGAUAAAUGGGACAAAAAGUGUCAGAAGAUUUUUCAAUUUUGCCAUCAGACGAUAGCAGCCCUCGCUAAAGCAGAAUACGCUGAGUUGUCGCUCAGGCUUUUCCUUCAGGGUGCACUUGCGGCCGACCAGGCUGGCUUCUCUAACGCUGAAACAGUCGCUUAUGAAUUCAUGAGCCAGGCUUUUGCAUUAUACGAGGAUGAAAUCAGUGAUUCAAAAGCCCAGCUGGCCGCCAUUACCUUGCUAAUAAGCACAUUCGAAAAGAUGAGCUGUUUCGGCGAGGAAAACCAUGAACCCCUGCGCACCCAGUGUGCUCUCGCUGCCUCUAAACUACUCAAGAAACCAGAUCAGUGCAGAGCAGUCGUUGUGUGUUCACACUUGUUCUGGUCUGGAAAAAGCCGGGAAGCCGACGGGGGAGAGUGUCGAGACAGCAAGCGAGUCACCGAGUGUCUAAAGAAAGCUCUUCGAAUCGCCAGUCAAUGCAUGGACAGUACCAUUCAGGUGCAGUUGUUCGUGGAAGUACUCAAUCGCUAUCUCUACUACUUUGAAAAGAAAGCAGACACGGUAACGGUUACGGUGGUAAAUCAGUUGCUGGAGAAAAUACGAGAGGUUCUUCCUGGUUUAGAGGGAACAGACGAGACGGAGCUGAUAAGAAAGCACUUCGAAAACACCGUGGCCCAUCUGCUGAUCAAGAAAGAAUCUCCUGACGAAGAUUCCCCUUCAUAUGAAGAGAUAAAGAUAUGAAAUUUAUUACCCAGUAGAUGAUUAUUAGCUAAAUAAGUACUUUAACCAGUAAAAUUGAAAGGGUGCUUCUAGACGGACUGACAACAUCAUAGACUACAGUAGAUGCCUCAUUUAGGGGAAGCCUUAAGGGCAGUAAUGAAUGUUCCAUGAACAUAGGCAUCCCCUAUGGUAGAGGGACCAAAGUUAAUGUUCCUAGAACGAGGGGUGUUUCGAGGUAUGUGGAUGGAAAAAAAACACCUUGUCAGGAUUUCUUUCUUGUCACUUAUUAAAGCCGCAACGUUUGGUUUGAAGUGAGACGUCAAGCCUUUUAUUUCACUUAAAUUGACUCAUGUAAUCGAAAUCAGAUCUUGCUGCAUUGUUCUUUCAAUACAAUUGCGAAGAAUUCAGGGAAGAAAAUUCAGAUGACUUUUCAAAGUUCGUUUGAGGUGGUUCAUCAGACCAGUACUUACCUGGUUCUCAAUUACCUUUGUUCAGUCUUUGCCAAAUAUCGCGAGGUUAAUACGUGGAAGGAAAAAAAGAGAUACGUAGGUCCGUUGUAGAAUUUUACGCGACUAGUGCAACCUUGUUGCAAGCGUUAAAUUCACGUUUAAUCAAGGGUACUGUACGUUUUCCACCCAGAAGACGUUGCGAUACUUCAGGGUGUCAGUGGCUCAGGGUACCAUACACUGAUUAGUAUUUGCGCGCGUGUUGCAGUGUGUCGUGCGACGUAAAAAAUUGAUAAACUUCUUAUGUUUAUAAAUGUUUGGUUAUAUUCAUCGGCUGGUCCAAAUCUUGAUGUAAGUUUAUCCGGUAAUUGUGGAUUCAAAUUGGGGAGCAGAAUGAAAUAACGAUGUUGGUCGCGCUCCACGCUCGAACUUCUCUUCACCUGACCUUAUCACGUGUAUAGCUUGUUGUGUGGCGACUAUGAAGGAGACUACGGGUUUCCAAGUCUAGAGAAGUGUUCUUUUUUUUAGUAGUGAAGAGUCAAAGAGAACCAAAUUUGAACAUGUCAAGUUGAAUAUUUUAAAAUUUGAUUUAAAGAUUGCAAGCAGAAUUUGUUUUCAUGGGUCAGGCAAAGAGCUUGUUUAUGUAUGUUGUAAAAAUUUUCCUCCAUAGUGACAUGGAAUCGCGGGCAGCGUUUCUGUGUUCUGUGUACACUUGCUUUCAGAGUAAGGCCACGGGCAAAUCCACUGUUGGGAACGUUCUAUUUCCUGAAGAAUAAAGAUCAUAUUCUUGAGAACCGUCGUUUUAAAAUGCUUUUGAUUUGACAGACAUUUUUCGAGACAGCAAAACACCCUGGCACAAGACUGUGAUAGCCUUCUCAAGAAACUCUGGUAUCCAUGCUCGCUUAUUUCUUGUUAAUGCGUUAGGUAAAGUUAGUGAUCUUUUUUCUAGUGAUACGUUAACUGAAGUAUAAUACCGAUGUAAAUUCAAAAAUUCUUCAAAUAAAUAUGGAUUUUUAAUUA